Molecule: messenger RNA, 2343 nt
Organism: Dentiscutata erythropus
Lineage: Eukaryota; Fungi; Glomeromycota; Glomeromycetes; Diversisporales; Gigasporaceae
Source: the annotation of a GenBank genome assembly
AUGACAUCAUCCAUCGACGUUGUCCAAUACCCAGGAAAUGGCAUCCACGCUGAAGAGGUCGAUGUGGAAAACAAAUCCACUUCAUCGGGUCCUUUGGAGCAUCCACGAGAUAAAAGUUACGCUUCUUCUGCAUCCGGUAGCGUAACGAUCGUCGAAAGUUUACCGGAACACCGUCAAAUGAUUGAAGAAGAGAAAGAUAAAUCAAAACGUAAAAAAUCAAAAUCUCGUGGUCUCCGUCAUAUACUAAAAAGAGAAGAAAAAGAUACAGUAGCAGAAAAGUUAGAGUCAAAACAAAGAUCAAAUGAUGAGAAAAAAAGUGAAAGUUUGGCUCGUACAUUAUCAGGAAUGUUUAGUCAUAAAUCUAAAUCUGAAAAGGAAAAACGUAAGGACAUUGUGGAUAAUAAGAAUCGUAUUGUCCCUAGGCAAACCAAUGAUGGUAGUGAAAUUAAGUCAAAAAAUCGUCGUAGUUUUAUUUUUUCAGAUAAUGAAGAUGAAGCUACGGAACAUGCGAAAAGAGAUAAAAGAACAAAUAUUAACGAUUCUCCACUUUCAGAUAAUGAGAAUGGUUUAAAUAAGUCAAAGAAUGGUAGAAAAAAUCGUAUUAGUUUGAACAUUGAUAAAUUAUUAGGACUUGAUGAUGACCAUAAGCACAAGAAUUUUAAUAAUAAUAAUAUAACGGAUUUGUUCCUUCCAGAAACUAACGGUUCCCCUAUUAAAACUUAUAAAGGGCGUAUUGACUCCUCCGGCUCUGCCGGUGGACGAGAUUCUCCUGUUUCAAUUUUAAAACGAACAUUAAAUGUACCUAAUCAAACUGAUUCUCAAAUUUCGCAUACAACUACUUUUGCCCCUUCAGUUCCUGUAACUAAUGAACAUUCUCAGGAAACUAAGAUUGAAUCUGUUGAACCUGUUGAACAGAAAGGUGAAAUUAAGGUUGAACCUGUUGAACAGAAAGACGAAACUAAUAUUGAGCAGAAAGACGAAACUAAUAUUGAGCAAAAAGACGAAAUUAAUAUUGAACAGAAAGAUAUAAUUAUUGUUGAACCGUUAGAACAGAAGAAAGAUGAAAUUAAGAAUGAACCUGGUGAACAAAAAGAUGAGACCAAUAUUGAACAAAAAGAUGAGACCAAUAUUGAACAGAAAGAUGAAGUAAAUAUCGACCUUUUUGAACAAAAGAAAGAAAUUAAUAUUGAGCCUAUUGAGCAAAAUGAAGAGUUUAAUAUUGAACCUGUCGAACAAAAUGAAGAGUUUAAGAUUGAACCUGUUGAACAAAAUGAUGAAUACAAAGAUGAUGACCUUGAUUAUCCUUCCACUCCUGCUACAUCUGUUAACGAGGACCUACCCGUUAAUGAACAAGAGUUGAAACUUGUCUCUCAAGUUUCUUCUGACAGUCUUAGUAAUGAAGUUAUAAGAGAAGGUUCCUACUAUCAGGUCAAUAAAGCUGAAAUUAGUAACAAUAUAAAAGAUCCAAUUGAUGUUGAAAUUACCAACGAAGAUGGCUUAAAUGAUUCUGACCAAGGUGUAACUUCUAUAGCGACUACCACACAGUUAAAUUUUCAUGAACACGAACAUUUGUCAUCAACAUCACCGUCUGAAUCAUCUGUGGUGUCUAAAUUCUUAAUUUCAAACAUCAAUACUGAUAAUGACGAUAUUAAACGUGAACAGGUUUAUCAUAUUGAGAAUAAAAUUUUAAAAACACCUCAAAUCGUAUCUCCAAUUCCACAAAUAAUUGAAAAACAAGUUAACAUUACUCAAGAAAAUCACCAUAUUCAAAAGCUCGAAGAACUUCAAGCCGCCAAUGAAUCUUUAAACAAUGCUAAAAUUCAACUAGAGUCUAAACUCCAAGAACAAUCACAACAGAUAGCUAAGUUAACUUCAUUAGAAUCUAUUAAUGAAUCCUUAACCAGCAUAAAAAACCAAUUAGAGUCCAAAAUUCAAGAGCAAUCACAACAGAUCUCUAAAUUAACUUCAUUAGAAUCAGCUAAUGAAACUCUGAUCAAUGCAAAAGACCAACUAGAAUCCAAAGUUCAGGAGCAAUCACAACAGAUUGCUAAACUUACUUCACUAGAAUCGGUAAUGGUUCGUCAAUUUGAAGUUGCUGAACGAAUGGAGGAAACUAUGAGACGAUUGGAAGCAAAAGUAAAUUAUCAAAAAGAAGAGUUUGACGGAUUAUUAGCCGGUCGUAUGGAAGAUACUAUUCGACAAUUAGAGUAUAAACUUAAUGAACAAAAUAAAGAGGUAGAAGGACUAAAAUCGAUCGUAGGACAGUUUCAAAAAACUCACCCACAAAUCUUGAUAGCGGCAGAGCCGACAUUCGAAGCUCAGUUAGCUCAAUUAUCACGAUGA